Messenger RNA from Nicotiana attenuata, 681 nucleotides. RefSeq lists its product as uncharacterized. Bases 1 to 681 code for a protein of 226 amino acids. The record is from RefSeq and is a predicted model, not a curated record. Lineage: Eukaryota; Viridiplantae; Streptophyta; Magnoliopsida; Solanales; Solanaceae. The transcript has a single exon.
AUGGCCAUGCCCAUCUCUCCCCAGCCUUUGGCUGUGGGAGAGCCAUCUCCAGCCCUUAAAGAGAGCAUACAAAACCCUACAAAUCAAAUAACAUAUGCCACACGUCUAUAUCAAUCCAAAGCAGCAGCAAAUUUGAACCAAACACAACUAAAACCUAUUGAACUUGUUCAUGGAGUACCAACAAUUCAAUUUUCCAUGGAUGAACGUAUGGAGUUUUCAAAGGAGGAGGGACUACAUCAAGCUAUUGUGGUGAAACAGUCUUCAAAUGUUCCAGAUUUACCAACAAUGAGAACCAUACUGCCAAAAAAUUUCGGCAUCAAAGGACAAGUUUUGAUCGGCCAACUUGCGCCAAGGCAGUUGCUCGUUAGGGCUGAUCAACAUGAAGAUUUUGUUAAUUCACUUGCUAGGGCAGUCCAAUAUUUUAAUCACAAUGGAAAGGAGCACCAAAUUAGAGUUUUUCCAUGGUCAGUUGGUUUUAACGGAAACGAGGAGACGACGAAGGCAAUAGUUUGGAUCUCUUUUCCAAAACUGCCGACGGAGUUGUUCGCAAAGAAUGUGUUGUUGUCCAUAGCUUCAGCUGUUUGCAAGCCCAUAGCUAUUGAUAAAGCUACUCAGAUCAAGUCUCGCCCUUGUACUGCUAGAGUUAAGGUGAUCCUCGAUUUAUUGGACAAUUUACCUUAA